AUGGUUGAGAGAGAAAUGGGAGAUGUGGGAGGAAUGGAGGUGCACGUGUUGGUUGGAAUAUUUGCACACCCCAUCUUCACCAAUGAAGGCGAUUACCCAGCAGUGGUUCGGCAGAGGGUGGAUGCCAACAGCGCAGCAGAGGCGAGGCCCCGGUCACGGUUGCCAACUUUUACACAGGAAGAAAUUGAUUACAUCAGAGGUUCCGCUGACUUCUUCGGAGUGAACAACUUUCGCACUGGCUACGUGUCUCCAUCUGACAUUGGAAUAUCGCCAUCGAAAGCCAAGGACACAGGCGUUAUUGUCGGCACUGGUGAGCGUAGUGCAGAAGGAUUCCGAAAGCUGCUCAACUGGAUUGCUGCUGAAUAUCCAGGCUACCCGAUUAUCGUGACAGCGAAUGGACUGCCAGACUCUGGAGGUGUUAACGACCAGAACAGAAUUUAUACUUACACAAGAUUUUUGACGGCGUUGCUUCAGGCUGUCAACACGGAUGGAGUUCCAGUAGUUGGUUAUCAUGCUUGGAGCCUUAUGGACAGCUUCGAAUGGAACUACAGAUUCGAAGUAAAACGCGGGCUGUAUGAAGUUGACUUUGAAAGUGCAAACAAAACCAGAACGCCGAAAGCAUCGUUGGCCUUCAUGUCGCAGAUCUACAAGAGCAGAGAACUGCCCCUGGAGCACUUCCAAUAGACGUUUCCGGAGUCGCUACUGCAGCUU
Messenger RNA from Schistocerca americana (American grasshopper), 711 nucleotides. Its product is annotated as myrosinase 1-like. The record is from RefSeq and is a predicted model, not a curated record. NCBI's taxonomy places the organism in Eukaryota, Metazoa, Arthropoda, Insecta, Orthoptera, Acrididae. Gene Ontology annotation, biological process: carbohydrate metabolic process. Gene Ontology annotation, molecular function: beta-glucosidase activity. Bases 1 to 684 code for a protein of 227 amino acids. The transcript has 6 exons.